Messenger RNA from Anguilla rostrata (American eel), 1022 nucleotides. RefSeq lists its product as uncharacterized. The record is from RefSeq and is a predicted model, not a curated record. The transcript is spliced from 3 exons. Bases 97 to 768 code for a protein of 223 amino acids. NCBI's taxonomy places the organism in Eukaryota, Metazoa, Chordata, Actinopteri, Anguilliformes, Anguillidae.
UUUGAAGUCUGUUUUUCGGUAUGUAACUGACAUGUCCUUCAUACAGGUUUUGACAUUGCCUCACUGCUGAUUGGUGCAGGUGCCAGUGCUGGUGCCAUGAUGAUGAUAUGCCUCAUAAUGCAGCUCAUUCUAAAGAAGAAGAGACACAGCCAGCGCUCUGAAAGUAGAAUGAAGGACAGCGAAGGGAUCAUACUGUCAGAUGGGAAGGCCGCUCAAGAUGAGGAAUCGAUCUACGCCAACAAGACCAUGCUGUCGGAGGCGGGUGCGGUGGAAAAGGCGGACGAGGCCGCCCCGCACUAUGCCACCGUGGAUUUCUCCAAACUUCACGGCACGGGUGGGGAACACGGAACGGGCAUCGUCCGGGGCACUUCCAAACAGACGUCCGACUACGCCGUGAUCCGACACAAAUCCAGGGAAGAGAGAGAAGGAGGAGAGGAAGAAGGUGAGGAGGCAAAGGAGGAGGUGGAGAAGGAGGGCCAGGCUGAGCUGGGCACAGAGAGGGAGUGGGCCGAGGCGAGGGGCGAGAAGGAGGAGGAGCCCACCUACGGGAACAUCUGCCCCUCCAGGCCCACUAAGAGGGCACGGCAGGGACUGCAGCAGCCACCCGGGAACCCUGCUGCAGAGGAGGAGCAGGAGGAGCAGUGCCAGGAGGAGAACUCAGCAGGAGGCCAGGAGAACAUGUACGUGGAUGCCAUGAGCCCCCUGAUGGAGGGUAACGGAAAGGGAACAGAGGAGUGUGAGUACGCCGUGGUCAGGAAGCCAAAAUAAGUCACCAUGGAGAUAGGCCAACUCAUCACACCACGCUGCACUCUCAUAAUGCCAAGAUAUUGCUUUACAGCACGAUACAUAACGUGCGUUAUGUUGCAGUACAGAUGUUACAUUACAGUGUCAUACUGAAGUACAGUAACUUAUGGGGUACCAAAUGCAACAUAAAGCUAUUAUUUUACCAUGCAUUUUCUUCUGCAUUUAACUGAAAUAUCCCUAUUUCUCUCAGAUUUAAUGGAAAAAGUCUUACAUUUAUU